AUGUCUCAAUCCGGUAUGAAGCAUCGAUGGUCGAAGGAUGUGGCAUGGGCGUUGAAGAAUAAGUUCAACCUGCAAGGAUUCAGAAACAACCAGCUCGAGGCCAUCAAUGCUACCCUAAGUGGACGUGAUGUGUUUGUACUCAUGCCUACGGGAGGUGGUAAGAGUUUGUGUUACCAGCUGCCUAGUGUCAUCGAUUCUGGGAAGACCAGGGGAGUGACGAUUGUGAUCAGUCCCCUCAUCUCAUUGAUGCAGGAUCAGAUUGAGCACCUUCUUGAGCUGAACAUCAUGGCGGUGGUCAUCAAUGGUGAGAUGUCACCUGAACAGAAGAAGUUUGCGUUUGGGCAAUUGAGGGAAGCUGAACCAGUUGUGAAGAUGUUGUAUGUUACGCCUGAGAUGGUCUCGAAGUCGCCGCAGGCGCAGUCGAUUAUGGAGCAGUUGUAUCGCCGGAAGAGGUUGGCUAGGAUUGUUAUUGACGAAGCACAUUGUGUCAGUCAAUGGGGUCACGACUUCCGGCCUGACUACAAAGAGCUGGGUCAAUUGCGGCAGAGAUUUCCAGAUGUGCCUUGCAUGGCAUUGACGGCUACGGCGAAUAUGGCUGUGCGGACAGACGUCAAGCACAACCUGGGUAUGGAUGAAUGUGCAUUCUUCACACAGAGUUUCAACAGGCCGAACUUGACUUACGAAGUCCGGCCGAAAACCAAAGAUAACGUUGGCGAGAUGGCGCGUGUUAUCAGCCAGAAGUAUCGAGGGAAAUGCGGGAUUAUCUAUUGUCUGUCGAGGAAGAUGUGUGAGGAUGUCGCGACGAAGCUCAGGACCGAGUAUCGCGUAAAGAGUCAUCAUUAUCAUGCUGGUAUGGAUUCAGCUGAGCGUGCGCAGAUCCAGCAGGACUGGCAGAGCGGACGUUAUGAUGUUAUCGUCGCCACCAUCGCGUUCGGAAUGGGUAUCGAUAAAGCUGACGUGCGCUUUGUCUUUCAUUUCUCAUUACCGAAGUCGCUUGAGGGUUACUACCAGGAGACUGGUCGUGCGGGCCGUGAUGGGAAUCACUCUGAGUGUACGCUUUUCUACUCCUUCAAGGACAAGAUCAUGCUUGAACGUCUCAUCGACCAGUCCGAAGGUGCGCGAGAACAGAAAGAUAGGCAAAAAGCCAUGUUGAGGCAGGUGAUUCAGUUCUGUGAAAACAAAACUGAUUGUCGUCGAAAGCAAGUUCUUGCAUACUUCGGUGAGACGUUCGAUGCGAAGGAAUGUCGUCGAACCUGUGAUAACUGCAGAGAGGGGAGCAAGUUUACUGAACGUGAUGUUACGGACCUGGCAAAGAGUGCGUUGAGCAUCGUGCAGGCAGUGUCGAACAGCAAGUGCACGUUGCUUCAGUGCAUGGACAUCUUCCGUGGAAGCAAGACCAUGAAGAUCGUCGAUAAUGGUUGGGACAUGCUUGAAGGUCAUGGCGCUGGUGCAUCGUUGUCGAAGGGUGAUGCAGAGCGACUGAUGCACAAUCUUGUUGCAGAGGAAGCGAUCAGAGAAGAGUGCGUUGCAAACAAAAUGGGCUUUGUUAUGGCGUAUGCGGCAAUU
Saitoella complicata NRRL Y-17804 is the source of this 1566-nucleotide messenger RNA. Its product is annotated as ATP-dependent DNA helicase. Gene Ontology annotation, molecular function: ATP binding; nucleic acid binding; 3'-5' DNA helicase activity. Gene Ontology annotation, biological process: double-strand break repair via homologous recombination; DNA replication. The record is from RefSeq and is a predicted model, not a curated record. The transcript has a single exon. Gene Ontology annotation, cellular component: RecQ family helicase-topoisomerase III complex; cytoplasm; nucleus. The annotation marks the transcript as partial. NCBI's taxonomy places the organism in Eukaryota, Fungi, Ascomycota, Saitoellomycetes, Saitoellales, Saitoellaceae.